Messenger RNA from Racocetra persica, 142 nucleotides. Lineage: Eukaryota; Fungi; Glomeromycota; Glomeromycetes; Diversisporales; Gigasporaceae. The record is from the annotation of a GenBank genome assembly.
GUAUCUCAACAAUCUCUUAGUAGCCAAUUUCCUAUGCAGUAUAGUCAAGCAAUGUUCCAAGGAUGGUUGACAUUUCCACAAAUGCAAUACCAGUCAGCAACUGGAAAUUUAAAGGAGUAUAACAAGAAACUGACAAGAUUGA